AAAAACACUUAACUCUCGUUAAACUGGCUGUAUCAUUGACAAUUAGCAGUUUGGACUCGUAGUUUUACUAAAAUUGAUAUAAAAUCGCGGACAUGAAACGCCGUUAACGAGUUUUCAAGAUGGCGUCUCUCUUGAAAACUGUGUGUUUACCAGGCACAAUUUCGUGCCGUAUCACGAAAUGGAAGGUCAAAUCUGGUUCAAAGGUAAAUCAGGGGACUGUUCUUGCUGUCUACGAACAAGAGAAAGCAGAAAAUGGUAACACAAAUGCAUCAGAGAAGUUAAAAUUGAAAUCAACGGAGGUGGGGACCGUUUACGAUUUGUUGGCGAAAGAAGGUCAAGUCGUGCCCCCAGGGCUUGCAGUAGUACAAAUUGAAGGGUGUGCUCAUCCAACAGUAAUGAAAGACAUGUGUGCAGAAUGUGGGGCUGAUUUAAGACAAACCGAAGGCAAUCCAGGUGAACGUGUUUGGGCAACCACUGCAUCCAUAUCUAUGGUUCACAGUGUUCCAGAAUUACAAGUCAGUCAGGAGGAAGCAGUUCAACUCGCAAAAGAAGAUGAGCAAAGAUUGUUGAAGAGUAGAAAAUUAGUGUGCAUUGUUGAUUUAGACCAAACCAUUAUACACACCACAAUGGAUAAUGUACCAGAAAAUCUCAAGGAUGUUUAUCAUUUCCAACUGUGGAGUGGACCACAGUAUCCUUGGUUUCACACCAGAAUACGCCCAAAGUGCAAGGAAUUCCUAGAGAAGAUAUCAAAACUUUAUGAGUUACACAUCUUCACUUUUGGUGCACGUUUAUAUGCUCACAUGAUUGCUGGCUUCAUUGAUCCAGAUAAAAAGUUAUUCUCACACCGUAUUGUAUCUAGAGAUGAAUGUUUUGAUGCCAGCUCUAAGACUGCCAACCUCCAGGCGAUAUUUCCUUGUGGGGACAAUAUGGUCUGUAUUAUUGAUGAUAGGGAAGAUGUCUGGAAUUUUGCACCAAACAUGAUUCAUGUGAAGCCAUAUCAUUACUUUGAAGGAACAGGAGAUAUCAAUGUGCCGUCAGGACUGCAGUGUAAAGAUAUGGAGCAAACUGGAAUGCCAACAGUUGAGCAGGAAAACAACAACAUUCCAAAAUGCAAGGAUCAAGUCGAAGGAAAUAACGGCCAGCAAAGUAAAGCUAAAGAGACAAGUUGUGAAACUGUAAAAGAAGAAGAAACCCCAAUAAAAGACUUGGGUGAAGAGACUGACAAUAAUUGUGAGAAUACCCAGAAAGUUGAAGUUGUGGACUCAGACAUAGCUGGCUCUGUUGAAAAAUGUUUAGGAGAUCCUUUGAAUAAAGGAGAUUCUUCAGAGAUGGGAGAUACUGCAUCACAAUAUUCAGAAAUUGAAAAUGCAAACAAAUCAGAUGUCUCAGAACAUGCACAAAGAAAAAAUGGCAACAGCAAAGAUAAGGACAUUAACAAUAGCCAACAAAUAGACAAUGACAACACUAAAGAGAAAUACAUCAGCAAAGAAAAAGACAAUGACAACAGCAAGGAGAUAGACGAUGACAACGACAAGGAGAAAGACAAUGGCAACAGCAAAGAGAAAGAGAUUUCUACAAAGAAUGAAAAUGAAACAGAAUCAAAAGACUCUCUUCCUGAUAAGGACAAUGACGACUACUUAAUGUAUCUGGAAGACAUCCUUGUGAAUAUUCACACAAAGUUCUACAAUGCAUAUGAUAAAUUGCAGAAAAAUCAGAAUGAUUGCAAUACAUCCAGUGUUCCAGACUUGAAAGAAGUUGUGCCAUCACUGAGGCAGGUUCUGAAAGGGACAAAUAUUUUGUUUAGUGGUGUAUUCCCAACAAACAUGUCUCCUGAAAAAAGUCGUGCAUGGAAAGUUGCUCAGACCUUGGGUGCUAAUGUUCAGUCAUCAUUUGUCCCCAAAUUGAAGGACAAAACCAAUGCUGCUACUGCUACCACUCAUGUAGUUGCUGCCAAAGCAGGAACAGUAAAAGUUAAGCAAGCACAGUGUACAAGAGGAAUUCAUAUUGUGACGCCUGAAUGGUUAUGGUGUUGCUACGAUCGAUGGGAACGUGUUGAUGAGAGGAUCUUUCGAUUGAAAUUGAGUGAUGGUUCAAGUUCAACAUCUAGUAGCAGAAGUAACAGUCCUGCCAUUCGAUCUAAAGACUUUAGAAAGAAACAACUGCCAAUCCAACCUCCGGAGCCACCACCUGUAGCUAUUUAUGAUCCUGUAACCGGGAAAAGAAUCAGGAAAGAUCCAGGAAUUCCAUCAACGCAACCAGGUACCUGUAAGGAGAGUGGAAAAAUUCCUAAGGUAGAAGAGAAAUCUACUAAAUCUCGAAAAGAUUUCAGUCGGCAGCCAAGCAUCUCAGAGACUGUCAAUCCUCUUUACAGUUUUUCAUCAGAUGAGUUGGAAGAAAUGGAUAAAGAAGUAGAAGAUAUUUUUGGAGAGAGUGACAGCGAUAAUAGAGAUGGAUCUGGUUCAUCUAGUAGUGAUUCAGAAACCCUCGGUAGUGCAACUAGACCACCAUCAUCAUCAUCCAGUGGAGAGAGUUUAAGUGGUGAACAUCCUAGAGGAUGGAAAAGAAAGAGACGACCUCGUGAUCAUGAUAACGAUGAAAUUAUUAUACGUCAACAAAAAAGACGACAUGAUAGUAGUUCAAGUGCAGGGCUUAGUGAAGAUGGUGAUGUUAGCAGUGAUGAAGAUAAGAUGGCCGCUGCAAUAGAUGAUCUUCUGACAUACAGUAAAAAACUCUAGAUGAUUAUGAUUUGGUUGAUCGGAAUUAGA
Molecule: messenger RNA, 2765 nt
Organism: Saccoglossus kowalevskii
Lineage: Eukaryota; Metazoa; Hemichordata; Enteropneusta; Harrimaniidae
Product: RNA polymerase II subunit A C-terminal domain phosphatase-like
Cellular component (GO): nucleus
Molecular function (GO): RNA polymerase II CTD heptapeptide repeat phosphatase activity
Source: RefSeq, a predicted model, not a curated record